CGUUUUAGUAUCGCAAAAGCAAAAACACCAAUUCCGAAACGAAACGCUUUUUUUCUUUUGAAUUUUGUUGCCGGCGUCAAUGGCGGUUCCUCCGACUGUCCUUGCAACGCCAUCAUCAUUGUACGUUGGUGAUCUUCACCACGAUGUUUCCGAUGGACAACUAUUUGAUUUUUUUUCAGAGUUUAAAAGCCUUGCUUCCGUUCGCGUCUGCCGUGAUUCAUCGACUGGACGUUCUCUCUGUUACGGCUACGUCAACUUUGUUUCUCCUCAGGAUGCUAUACGUGCUAUUGAGGUUAAAAACAACUCCACCCUCAAUGGAAAGGUUAUGAGGGUUAGUUGGUCUCUGCGUGACCCUGAUGCGAGACGAAGUGGUAAAGGAAACGUGUUCAUCAAGAACAUAAGUGAUACAAUUGACAAUGCAAAGCUUCAAGAAAUGUUUCAAAAGUUCGGAAAUAUCUUAUCUUGUAAAAUUGUCACUCAUGAGGACGGAAAGAGUAAGGGAUAUGGCUUUGUCCAGUUUGGGUCGGAGGAGUCUGCCGAUGCUGCUAUUGAGAAGCUUAAUGGGAUCAUGGCUGGAGACAAACAGAUGUAUGUUGGGAAGUUUGUCAAAAAAACUGACCGGGUUUCGCCCAAUCCUGAUGCUAAGUACACAAAUUUGUACUUCAAGAACUUGGACGUUGACAUCUCAGAGGAGUAUCUUAGAGAAAAGUUCUCUGGGUUUGGGACGAUAAUUAGCCUUGUUAUUGCUAAAGAUGAGAGUGGAGCUCCAAAGGGUUUUGGAUUUGUCAACUUUGACAAUCCAGAUGAUGCUAGGAAAGCUGCAGAAGCAAUGAACGGAUCACCUGUUGGCUCCAAGACCUUGUAUGUAGCGAGAGCACAAAAGAAAGCAGAGCGCAAACAACUUCUGAAGCGCCUUUUUGAAGAGAGAAGGAGGGAACAGAUAGUGAAAUAUCAGGGUUCAAAUGUGUAUGUCAAGAAUAUUGAUGAUGAUGUCACUGAGUAUGAGCUGCACCAACUGUUUAGCCAAUGUGGCACAAUUACUUCUGCGAAAGUUAUGCAAGAUGAGAAAGGUUUGAGCAAGGGUUUUGGGUUUGUAUGCUUCUCCACAGCAGAGGAGGCCUAUAACGCUGUGAAUACUUUUUAUGGAUUUAUGCUGCACCGAAAGCCGUUGUAUGUGGCUAUUGCUCAAAGGAAAGAGGAAAGACAGGCGCAGUUACAGCUACAACACGCACAACGACUCGCUGGGCUAACAGGAGCUUCAGCUAUGUAUCCUGGCGCAUAUCCUCCCCUUUACUAUCCAGGCCAUGGUGUUGUUCCUCAAGUACCAGCACGACCUGGGCUGAUGUAUCAGUCUCUUGCUAUGAGGCCAGGUUGGGGUACUAAUGGGUUCACAAACACCCCCAGACCUAGCUAUCAACCUGCUCCAGUUCCCAUGAUUCCUAAUACUUAUCGACCAUAUCGGCAGAACAGGGGAAGGAUGAAUGGAUAUAUGCCAGCUUCAAAUGUGACCAAUGUGCAGCCAUCAGGUCAACCAGCGGUGUCAUCGAAAGAUUCUCAGCGUGCUGGGCAGGUCAGAUUUGCGCCGAAUGGCCAGACUCGUGAUGUGACCAGAGGAUCUUUUGUAUCAAAUGCUGGUUCUAUGGCAGUUGGAUCUGCUGCUGAUGGUACUGAAAUGCUGAGUACCUUGCUUGCUUCUGCUAAUUCUGAUCAGCAGAAACAGAUACUUGGCGAGCGCCUUUAUCCUCUUGUUGGUAAACAUAAGCCUGAGCUUGCUUCCAAGAUAACUGGAAUGCUGUUGGAGAUGGACAACGCUGAACUGCUAUUACUGUUGGAGUCUCCAGAAUCUCUGGCAGCCAAGGUGGAGGAAGCUGUCGAGGUGCUCAAGCUCUCUAACGCAAAAGUUUCCAGCCAAGAGUCGCUUCAGCCAAGUUUUCUCUCUGCACCAGAAGUUGCAGUCAACUGACUGAGCAAUGCUGCUGCUGACAUAUUUAUCUUUAGCAAAGAUAGAUAGAAGUUACUAGGGGGUAAGGGGG
This is a messenger RNA of Solanum verrucosum, 2033 nucleotides long. Its product is annotated as polyadenylate-binding protein 7-like. The transcript has 10 exons. Gene Ontology annotation, molecular function: RNA binding. NCBI's taxonomy places the organism in Eukaryota, Viridiplantae, Streptophyta, Magnoliopsida, Solanales, Solanaceae. Gene Ontology annotation, cellular component: ribonucleoprotein complex. Bases 80 to 1963 code for a protein of 627 amino acids. The record is from RefSeq and is a predicted model, not a curated record.